Molecule: messenger RNA, 3947 nt
Organism: Mangifera indica (mango)
Lineage: Eukaryota; Viridiplantae; Streptophyta; Magnoliopsida; Sapindales; Anacardiaceae
Product: protein transport protein Sec24-like At4g32640
Exons: 25
Coding region: 474-3542 (1022 amino acids)
Biological process (GO): endoplasmic reticulum to Golgi vesicle-mediated transport; intracellular protein transport; COPII-coated vesicle cargo loading
Cellular component (GO): COPII vesicle coat; endoplasmic reticulum exit site
Molecular function (GO): SNARE binding; zinc ion binding
Source: RefSeq, a predicted model, not a curated record
AUAGAAAACACUUCGGAAGGAGACCCACGCACGCACAACGUAUUUAAACACCGCACAUACAAAAGCGCUGUGUCAGCCUUAAAAACUACCCGCCUUCUCUAACAGCUUUGCUCGCAUCGAUCUCUCGUUUCUCUCCCGCUUUAAAACCAUGAUAAUCUUACUUUUAGUUUUCCUUAUUCAUCUUAAUUCGUCCUUUAAUUAAAUGAUCCGAAGUUUUUUCUGAUCAAGAUUUGAAUUUUGCGGGCUUGAGAGUAUUGUAGCGUUUUAUGAGUAUAUAUUCCGGAGGGAUUGGGAUACUACAUUUUAGAUUUAGUUAGUUUUGUUAGAUUGUUUGAAAACUAUGCCAUCCUCGACCUGGAUAAACUUCACAGUGAUUUCUACCUCCACCACCUAAUUAUAGACCUGGUUUUCAAAUAAUUCUGAAUGCACUGACUGAUGGUUUCAAUAGUGUGAGCCUAAAUCAUCCUUGUUCGAUGCCCAAUUAUGGUCCAAAGCCUCCCCCAUUUGGCCAGCCACCUCCUUUUUCCCAGUCAACACCUUCUGCUGGGUUACGUAGUGUGUCCCAGCAAAUGUCCAGGCCAGGCCCACCGCCGCCGGUGCUUUCUAGACCUGAAGCACCUCCUUCAGGAUCUUUUCCAUCCACAGUCCCGCCAAAUAUGCCUCCAGUAAGGUCUACUGGUCCACUUGGUAGUCAAGCAUUGCCUUCUGCUCCUAGAACAGCGCCUCUUAGGUCUUUCCACCCUUCCUCGGGCACUCUGGUUGUCCCUCAUUCUGGUUUCCCAUCGUCUAGUGAUUUCCAGUCUUCAGGGUUUUCCGAUGGUGCAAUGAUAGCUCCAAUGCCACCUCCAGUUGCUCGACCAAGUUUUAUGUCUUCUUCCCCUUCAGCGGGCUCCCAGGUUAGGCUCCCUUGGCCUGCAACACUAGGCCCAGUGAGUAAUGGACCAUCAGCAUUGGGUGGACCCCAGUUUCCUCAAGCUAGCAAUGCUCAACAACAACAUAUUGUAUCUCCAACAAAAUUGGAAUCAGCUCAGACACUUCGGCGACUGAGCAUGCAUUCUGUUAGAGGAAGUCCAGCUGUUGCUCCAGCAGGUGCUCCCAUGCAGUUACAAUCACAGUUUUCAGCUGCUCCUCAAGAUAUACCACCAUUUCAAAGUUCAGCUUAUGGAUCUCAGGCAUGGCCGAUGCAACCUCAACAGGUGGCUCUGCCUCCUGCAGCUCUUAGUGCUGCACAACCACCAAUGUUUGGAAUGCCUCCACCACCACCACCACUACCAAGUCAAUUGACUACCAUAUCACCUACUGUGGGCCAAGAUGGAAUUCCUAGGGGAGGGCAAUCAAAGGUUGAUCCUAGUCAAAUUCCAAGGCCUGAUCCAAGUUCCUCAGUUAUCAUGUAUGAAACCCGUCACGGCAAUCAGGCUAACCCUCCCCCGCCUGCUACCAGCGACUUCAUUGCCAUGGACACUGGGAAUUGCAGUCCCCGUUACAUGAGGUGCACAAUCAAUCAGGUUCCAUGUACAGCUGACCUUUUGGCAACAUCAGGGAUGCAGCUGGCUUUGUUGGUCCAACCAUUGGCCCUUCCCCAUCCAUCUGAAGAGCCUGUACAGAUUGUGGACUUUGGAGAAAGUGGUCCAAUUCGAUGUUCUCGUUGCAAGGGCUACAUAAAUCCUUUCAUGAAGUUCAUUGAUCAGGGGAGGCACUUCAUCUGUAACUUAUGUGGGUUCAUUGAUGAGACUCCCCGUGACUACCAUUGCAAUCUAGGUCCAGAUGGUUUGCGUAGGGAUGCUGAUGAGAGACCUGAACUUUGUAAAGGAACGGUUGAAUUUGUUGCUUCAAAGGAAUACAUGGUGUGUGAUCCAAUGCCAGCUGUGUAUUUUUUUCUCAUUGAUGUAUCCAUGAGUGCCAUACAGACUGGUGCAGCUGCUGCAGCUUGCAGCGCAAUUAAUCAAGUUAUUUCUGAUCUUCCUGAAGGUCCUCGGACAUUGGUAGGAGUAGCUACAUUUGACUCAACAAUUCAUUUUUACAAUUUAAAACGUGCACUACAGCAGACAUUAAUGCUUAUUGUUACUGAUGUAGAAGAUGUUUAUAUUCCUCUCCAAACAGAUGUUAUUUUUGAACUUUCUGAGUGUCGUCAACAUUUAGAACUGUUGUUGGGACACAUUCCAAUGAUGUUUCAGAAAAAUAAAACUUUGGAAUCAGCCUUCGGUGCAGCAAUCAAGGCUGGCUUUCUGGCAAUGAAGGGUACUGGAGGAAAGCUUCUUGUAUUUCAGUCAGUCUUGCCAUCGGCUGGUGUUGGAGCCCUGCCUUCAAGGGAACUUGAAGGAAGAACUAAUGUCUCAGUGGGGGAAAAGGGGGUCCCUAAGUUACUACAAGCAGCAGAUAAAACACUAAGGACAAUGGCAAUUGAAUUUGCUGGGUAUCAGGUUUGCAUCGACGUAUUUAUCACUAGUCAGACUUAUGUUGAUGUCGCUUCUGUAUCUGUCAUCCCAAGAACUACUGGAGGACAGGUAUAUUAUUAUUACCCAUUCUCAACUCUGUCAGAUACAGCCAAGCUUUACAAUGAUCUUAGAUGGAAUAUCACCAGGCCCCAAGGUUUUGAGGCUGUUAUGCGCGUGAGAUGUAGCCAGGGAAUCCAAGUUCAAGAGUACUACGGAAAUUUUUGCAAACGCAUUCCAACUAAUGUUGACCUCCCUGGGUUUGACUGUGACAAAUCUAUUUUGGUAACCUUAAAGCAUGAUGACAAAUUGCAAGAUGGUUCAGAGUGUGCUUUUCAGUCUGCCCUACUUUACACCACAGUGUAUGGCCAACGAAGAAUUCGAGUUACAAAUUUAUCUCUACCAUGCUCGAAUAUGCUGAGUAAUUUGUUCCGUUCGGCUGACUUAGAUACUCAAUUUGCCUGUUUCUUGAAAAAAGAGGUGCUUGAAAUACCUUCCAGGCCACUCUUGCAUGUCCGGGGGCAAGUGACAAGCUUUUGCAUCAACAUUCUGGUUUCAUAUCGAAAAUUUUGUGCAACAGUGUCAUCACCUGGACAGCUUAUUCUUCCCGAGUCCCUUAUGUUUCUGCCUUUGUACACUCUUGCAUUACUCAAAAGUAUUGGAUUUCAAGCUGAUGGGAGAAUAGAUGAUCGUGCCUAUUGGAUUAAUCGUGCUUUCUCUCUUUCUUUACCUUCUACAAUUGCACUGGUAUUCCCCAGGAUGGUGCCUAUUCAUGAACUUAAUCCGAAGGAGAAUGAAUCCCUUAUUCCUCCUAGAAUUCCACUUACUACCGAGAAUUUGAGUGAAAAGGGAAUUUAUCUUCUUGAAAAUGGCGAGGAUUGUUUAAUAUAUAUUGGGAACUUAGUGGAUUCAGAUAUCUUGCAACAACUUUUUGGCAUCUCUUCAGUUGAUGAAAUUCCUACCCAGUUUGUGCUGCAGCAAUAUGACAAUCCAAUAUCAAAGAAGUUGAAUGAUGUCAUAAAUGAGAUCCGGCGCCAAAGAUGUUCUUACAUCCGUUUGAAGUUAUGCAAGAAAGGAGAUGCUUCAGGUCAGUGCACAGUAUCCCUUUAAUGCAAACUACAGGAUUGUUGUUCUUUUCUUGUCUGGUAGAAGAUAAGAAUUCUCGAGGCCCCUCGUAUGUUGAGUUUCUUGCGCAGAUCCAUCGAGACAUCCAAUCAAAAAUAUCAUAUUAAUUUCAUGUAACAAGUUUACAUGGCUGUGCAUGGAGUAAAAUAAAAAAGAAGAUUAGAAAGCAAGAAUCUGAGUGUUACGCUAGUUGGAGUUUCUUGUACUGAUGUGCGGCAAAUCCAAGUAAUAUUGUCAUGAUAGCCAGAUUAUUCAGCCUGUGCUACAAAUUUCGGUCAUUUUUAUGUUGGGUUGGGAUGUGCCUAGAGACGAGAUCAAAGCCAAGAAGGCACCAACAUGUGUUCGACAUAUGCACAGGCAAUAGAGGAAUUGGUCCAUCUCUUAUUUUUA